CUUAUUUUUUAUUCCCUCAUCAAACUGGAAAACAUACGUGGAAUCAUCUCACGUGCUAUUAGUAGAAGAAGCUCACGUGCUGUAUCAAACGCUCUACAAACUCCCGAUCACUCUCCUGCACCGGCACUCUGCCUCCGGCGACUAACCGGCAGUCUCAGUCCAACUCCAGCUUCCGAACAUCCACUUCCAGCCUGGAUUCAUAUACUAAAGAACUUCACGACUAGUAGUGACCGAAGCCAAUGUGGAACAACCAGAAUUUGGAACGCCUGAUAAACCUCACUCUCGUCUUCCUAUGUCUUUUCUCAGAAACAACACAGCAAGCACCUGAAGAUGCCGUCACCCACUUUCAACAAUAUCUUCGUAUAAAGACCGCCCACCCUGAUCCAGACUACUCUACUGCCGUUUCCUUUCUCAAUACCUUAGCCAAAUCCAUUCCCAACCUCCAAACGCAAACCCUCUAUUUAACUACACAACAGAAACCUCUUCUUCUCGUCACUUUCCCUGGCUCAAAGCCAUCGUUCCCAUCCAUCCUCCUUAACUCCCACCUUGAUUCCGUCCCUGCUGAACCCUCAAAGUGGUUCCAUCCUCCCUUCUCAGCAGUCAAAACCGAUGGUGGGAAGAUCUUUGCUCGAGGUGCCCAGGAUGACAAAUGCAUUGCUAUCCAGUACUUAGAAGCCAUUAGAAACAUCCUUCUAAGAGACCCAGAGUUCAAACCAGUACGAACAGUUCAUAUAUGUUAUGUGCCUGAUGAGGAAAUCGGUGGGUUUGAUGGGAUGGCCAAGUUUGUAGAAUCAGAGGAGUUCAAAAAAAUGAAUGUUGGGUUUUUUCUUGAUGAGGGACAAGCUUCGACUAAUGAUCAGUAUCGGGUUUUUUACGCUGACAGAUCUCCUUGGAAUCUUGUAAUCAAGGCUAUUGGGAUGCCAGGACAUGGUUCAAGGAUGUUUGAUAACAGUGCCAUGGAAAACUUGAUGAAGAGUGCCGAGGUCGUGUCCAAGUUUAGGGAAAACCAGUUUGACUUGGUUAAGGCUGGGGUGUUAGCAAACUCCGAGGUUAUAUCAGCAAACCCUGUCUAUUUGAAAGCAGGAAUACCUGCUGGGGAUGGUAACUUUGCCAUGAACAUGCAACCGUCUGAAGCGGAAGCUGGUUAUGACGUUCGUUUACCACCAACUGUUGAUCCAGAUUUAUUGAGGAAACGAAUUGCUGAUGAAUGGGCACCUGCAACAAGGAACAUGACUUAUCAUAUUCUCGAGAAAGGACCGCUGAGAGAUUAUUUGGGGCGGCCUCUAAUGACUACCACAAACGAGUCAAAUCCAUGGUGGGCUGUUUUCAAACGGGCUAUUGAAGUGUCUGGUGGGAUACUCUCAAAACCAGAGAUAUUGGCUUCAACUACAGAUGCUAAAUAUUUAAGACAACUGGGGAUCCCGACACUUGGUUUUUCACCUAUGAAGAACACCCCAAUUUUACUCCAUGAUCAUAAUGAAUUUUUGAAGGAUACCGUUUUUUUGGAGGGAAUUAAGGUCUAUGAAUCCAUCAUCAAGGCUUUGAGUUCCUUUGAAGGAGAAACACCUGAUUACAAAUACAAGAUUAAAUAAUGGACGCCCAUUUUUAUCUUUUUGAUUGCUUGUUGUAUCUAUACAUGUCAGCAUAAGUGUCAUUUGUCCCUGCUGAAUUCUAUCUCAAUCCUAUUUUAGAUUGCAGAACCCAUUGUUGUAUAAUAUAAUAUCAUGUAUUAGACAGUUUGUUUUGAAUAAGAAAGGUGAAAUAUUGCUUUGAUAA
Molecule: messenger RNA, 1776 nt
Organism: Erigeron canadensis
Lineage: Eukaryota; Viridiplantae; Streptophyta; Magnoliopsida; Asterales; Asteraceae
Product: aminoacylase-1-like
Exons: 2
Coding region: 240-1592 (450 amino acids)
Biological process (GO): amino acid metabolic process
Cellular component (GO): cytoplasm
Molecular function (GO): aminoacylase activity
Source: RefSeq, a predicted model, not a curated record